Molecule: messenger RNA, 2385 nt
Organism: Colletotrichum chrysophilum
Lineage: Eukaryota; Fungi; Ascomycota; Sordariomycetes; Glomerellales; Glomerellaceae
Exons: 3
Coding region: 1-2385 (794 amino acids)
Biological process (GO): Golgi organization; endosome organization; phosphatidylinositol phosphate biosynthetic process
Cellular component (GO): fungal-type vacuole membrane; endosome; lysosomal membrane
Molecular function (GO): 1-phosphatidylinositol 4-kinase activity
Source: RefSeq, a predicted model, not a curated record
AUGCCUCGCUCUAGGCCCGCGACGACGGGCUAUGAGCGCCUCGCUCAAGCCGACGCGCUCUCCUCCGACUCGGAAGACGACGACCCCUUGACCCAGUCCUACGCCUCCCUCCAGCCGCCGGCCGCCCCUCGCUUUGCCCCCAUCACCCAGCCGCGUCCCCGCUCGGGCAUGACGACCCCGAAACCCAUAUCCAUAACCGCCUCCGGCCCCUCUGCCAGGCCGAGAAACCGUCGCCGCGGCGGGAGCAACUCCGGCGUUGAUCUCAAGGCCAUCAACGCCCGCCUCGAGCGCUGGGCCGACGAAAUCGCCAGUCGCUUCAAGCGCACCAAACGCGGCAAGGUCGGCGAGGAAGAGCGCCUCGAGAUCCACCACUCCGUCUUCCAGGCCCCCGAGGGCGUCAGGCCCAUCACACCGGAAGGUCUGGCCGUCGUGCAAGAUGUCAUGACCAAGUUCGAGUUCGAGGAGAUUCUCGGGAGCGUGAAGCAAGCUAUUCUCCAGGGCACGCACCCGCGCAUGAUCUCUCAGGGUAGCUCAGGCAGUUACUUUGCUCGGAAUACCGAGGGCAAGGUCGUCGGGGUGUUCAAGCCAAAGGACGAAGAGCCGUACGCAGCGGGCAACCCCAAGUGGAACAAGUGGAUUCACAGAAAUCUGUUCCCGUGCUGCUUCGGGCGAGCAUGCCUCAUUCCGAACCUCUCAUAUGUCAGCGAAGCGGCUGCGUAUACCCUCGACUGUCAACUUCGCACGCACAUGGUCCCGUACACGGACGUUGUAUGGCUCUCCUCAAAAUCUUUCCACUACCCGUUCUGGGACCGUCGCAACUACUAUCGGAAACAGAAGCCCCUUCCAGAAAAGCCGGGAAGCUUCCAGGUGUUCCUCAAAGGCUUCAAGGACGCCAACGUGUUCCUGCGAGAGCACCCUUGGCCAGACCAGUACUGGUCCGGUUUCAGGGCGAAUGAUCCGCACCGCAAGCGCAGGAGGAGGUGGGCGGACAACUGCCGCCCCAGCAGCGGCGCUGCGUUGGAUGACAUUGAAAGUGACGACGAAAGCAGGCCGGACGAACUACCUCUCGGGCCCGAUAAUUUCGUGUGGACCGAAACGCUGAAACAGUCGUUCCGGGAAGAACUGGAGAAGCUCGUCAUUUUGGAUUACAUCAUGCGAAACACUGAUCGAGGUCUGGACAACUGGAUGAUCAAGGUGGACUGGAACACGCAACAAGUAUCAAUCGCCUCGGAGCCGCUUCAGAUGCACAUGGAGACGGCCCCGUCCGCGGAGGAAGAAGGCCCACGGCCGGUCGACCUGAGCCAGCGACCAUCGCCCAAUCGCUCCUCGUACCCCUAUAAGACGCAGCAGCCCAUGCAGGCGUCGAGCCCCUUGCCCAGAACGCAAGACCCUAAGAUUAUGAUCGGUGCCAUCGACAACUCACUCUCCUGGCCCUGGAAGCAUCCAGACGCAUGGCGAAGCUUCCCCUUCGGAUGGCUCUUUCUGCCGGUCGACCUCAUUGGCCGGCCAUUCUCGCAAAAGACACGGGAUCAUUUCCUCCCUCUUCUGACGUCGACGCACUGGUGGAGCCAGACGCAAUUGGCGCUGAGGAAGGUGUUCCAAUUGGAUCCCGAUUUCCAGGAAAAGAUGUUUGCGCGGCAGAUCGCCGUCAUGAAGGGGCAGGCGUGGAAUGUCGUCGAGACGCUCAAGACGCCGGACCACGGUCCACUGGAGCUCACCCGCCGCGCCAAGGUGUGCGUGUGGGACGACCUCGUCGACGUGCCCGUCGCCGUGCCCAUGCGGGUGGCCUCUGCUGAGAUGAUGCGUCACGAGGCAGAGCUUCGCCGUUCCAUUGACGAAGGGGACAUUGGCGAGGCCAACGCGUCCAACGCACCUGCACCUGCACACCGCACCGACGAGGAUCUGCUCGGCUUCGCCAGCCCGCCGGCCGACAUGCCUCACCCGGGUAGGUUCGAGAUAGCAAUGAGUCCGACGGGCGAGGGCGCCCAGUCUCCCGACGAGAUGUCCAUGAACGGCUCCGGUAUCUUGGCGUCGUCCGCGCCCCUGGGUAAGGAACCGACGGCGCAACGACCCAAGUUUUCAGGCCAGGCACACCGCGAGAGCUAUCACGGAUCCCGCGCGCUUAACAUGUAUUCUCCCGCCCGCCAGCAGCAGUCACAGCAGCGACGGUACUCGUUUGCGACGGCGGCGGGACGGCGCAACAGCAGCAGCAUCGCGCAGCAGCUGUACGGGGCGCGACCGAGUCACGAAUACGACGAACACGACCUUGAAGACGGCGAUUUGGGUUACGCUGCGGCGGAGGGGAUGGAGGGCAACCAACGCAAGGUUAUUGUGGAGAGGCUGGAGCCUGUGAAAGCCAGGAACCCGGUUUUCACCUGCUGGUGA